Molecule: messenger RNA, 1746 nt
Organism: Eriocheir sinensis (Chinese mitten crab)
Lineage: Eukaryota; Metazoa; Arthropoda; Malacostraca; Decapoda; Varunidae
Product: zonadhesin-like
Exons: 2
Coding region: 83-1516 (477 amino acids)
Source: RefSeq, a predicted model, not a curated record
CGGGGCGUCGCAAGGUGUAGGUAUAUAAGAGCGGCGGCUCCUGGAGGCUGUACAUUGUUUCUCCCGGAGUAUAGCUGGAAACAUGCGCGUCCUGUUGCUGUUGUCAACGCUGGUGGCGGCUGCCGUGGCAGCACCAGUAAUGGAAGAAGUCACAAACCCAUUAGCUGACCCUGAAGCAGCACCGGCCCUCGCCGUGGCAGAUGCAGCAGAGACAGAGAUGAUGGCACCAGUCGUCCCAGAGGAGGCUCUCCCUGUUGAGGAAGUUGCAGUCCUCUCUGAAGCUGUAGAUAUUCCUAUCGUUGCUAUCAUUCUUAGAGCUGAUCCGGCAGAUAAGACUCCCGCUGUGGAGACUUCUGGCCCCACUGAAGUGAUCGCUCCAAUUGCUGAGGAGACACCUAUUUUCGUUGAAGAGACUCUUGCAGAGGAAACUGCCAUCCCUGUUGUUGAAGAAACUUUAGAUGCCGAGCCCUCCGUCCUUCCCGAGGAAGCAGGUAUCGUUGUAGAAGAAAAUACUGCUGCUUUAGAAGACACUCCUGUUCUUGUUGUAGAAACUAACUCCCUCACUGAAGAGAUUGCGGCUCCAGUAGAAGAGGCUCCCGUCAUCCCGGAGACAAAGACCAUUGAUGAGACGAAUGUACCCACUGAGGAGGCUGCUGCUGUCCAGGAGGAGACCCCUGCCCCUGCGGAAGAGACUCCAGCCCGAUUGGAAGCGACUACUCUACCAGAAGAAGAGACUCCCAUUGUCAUUGAAGAAACAACUAACCCUGUAGAGGAGACUCUUGUAGAAGAGACUCCUGUCCUCAUAGAAGAGACUCCUGCACUUGCAGAAGAAGCCCCUAUGGAAGAGAUCGUGGUCCUUGUGGAAGAGACUCCUGCCCUUGUGGAAGAGACUCCUGUUUUUGCAGAAGAGACUCCUGCUCCUGUGGAAGAGACCGUGGUCCUCGUAGAAGAGACUCCUGCCCCUGUGGAAGAGGCUGUGGUCCUUGUAGAAGAGACUCUUGCCCCUGUGGAAGAGGCCGUGGUCCUUGUUGAAGAGACUCUUGCCCCUGUAGAUGAGACUCCUGUCUUUGUAGAAGAGACUCCUGCCCCUGUGGAAGAGGCCGUGGUCCUUGUAGAAGAGACCCCUGCCCCUGUGGAGCAAGCCACCGUCAUCCAAACCGGGAGCCAGUUCCCGCGGGGUGAUGUCAGCCCUGCAGCCUCAGUGGUCAGCCACCUGGUGGCCGCAAGGCCUCAGGUUCUGUCCUUUAGUUCUCCAAAUUUCCAUCACCACGCCCCUCAGCACCAGCUGCAUUUCUCUGUACCGGCCAGCCAUCACACGCAUUUCACCCAUACAGGACAGCUGACUCGUAACUUCCAACAAACUCAGGCGCCAGUGGCCCCAGUCGAUCCCCUAACACUAGUGCCUGCUCAGUUCAGAUCCUUCAUAUUCCCUAAUGAUGCACCUGAUGUAUUGGCUGCAAAGAUUAAUUUCUUCCAGCACUACUCAUCUCUUUUGCCACAGAGGCGCUUUGGCUAACUUUUUUUUUUAAACGAGUGGCGAUAGUGUAGGACGAGUCAUGCUCAUUUAGGGUAACGCUACAGGUGCAUGCAUUCACCCAAUGGCAGUAGCACUUGCUGAAAGUUUAAUGCAUUACAUGCAGCAUGUGCAGGAGUCAUGUCAGUUUGGAAUUACUAUUAUGUAUCUUGUCGCCCAGCCUUGUCACUUGUACAUAAUGCACAUAGGGCUGAAAAGCAAAUUUCUUUAUA